Messenger RNA from Platichthys flesus (European flounder), 666 nucleotides. It is a transcript of the gene selenoe, whose product is annotated as selenoprotein e. The record is from RefSeq and is a predicted model, not a curated record. The transcript has 4 exons. NCBI's taxonomy places the organism in Eukaryota, Metazoa, Chordata, Actinopteri, Pleuronectiformes, Pleuronectidae.
CAAGUGUGUGAAAGGGUUUAAUCUUGUUGGUAAAAUCUUCGGCAAAAGCACUAGAAGGAACCAGUGUGUGGUAAAAUGUGGGUUUUAUUGGUGCUCGCCCUUACCCUCGGUGUGAGGGCGUCAGAAAACGGCACAGAGGAGCCGGUGGUGGCCAGAGGUAAACUGCUGGCUCCCAGCGUGGUUGGAUGAGGCAUAAAGAAAAUGCCCGAGCUCCAUCACUUCCUCCUGGAGCGAUGGGCUCUCUACCACAACUUGGAGUAUGACUCAUCGGAGGAGAAGAAUCCCCGUCUGGUAUUCUACGACGAGACGGACGAGGUUGUGAAGACUGUUCCCGUGAAGAAAAUGAAGGCAGAUGAGAUCAGCAGCCUGUUGGACUCGCUGGGUUUCUAUAAGAGGGCCCAGAAAGGGGAAGAGGUGCCAGAGGAGUUCCAGCACUUCCCCCUGCGCGCCCCGAGGGACGAGCUGUGACGACAUCUAGUGGACAAACCCUGCCACUGCAGCCCGGCCGCUUUAAUGACGUGUGGGGCCCAAAGGCCAGAAAACGAGGAGCCAGGCUCCACGCUGAGGACUUGCUGGCCGGGUGCAUGGAGCAGGGGGUUAGAAAUGGACGUGUCCUGUUAGCGAGCUGAAUCUUAAUAAUAAAAUAAUUCUGGAAAACAACACAAA